GUUCUAGGCGUCACAUUGUAUCCUCGAGCACGUCCUUUCGUCUUUCUGGUAUUAACCCGCGUGCCAGUAUCCACGUUCCGACCACGACCACGAGUUCCCUCGCAGCGAAAUUCGAAAUCAACGCCAAGUCGUUAACAACUCCUGAACGUACGAGCGAUCUGUACUUUCGAGGGCGACGAAAGUCGAGAUAAUCGAGGAGGAAAGGAUCGCAGAGUCGUUUGGAUCGCGUUUGGAAGAGGAUCCAGAGGCUCCUCUGGAGGAGCAGUGGUGCGAAGACCGGUAAGGACCUCGAAGAGGAAGGAGUUGAACCCUUGGAGCCGCGUACGCGGAUGCUGUAAGCGGACAAGAAUCUUACGAAUUCCAAGUAGAGAAGAAAGGCCAGAGAGAUGGGGAACGGAGUGAUUCCACUGGUGGUGGUGGCCAUGGUGCCCAUCAUCGCUGGUACCAUUGGCCAGCGUGCUCUCGGCAAGAGGAGCAUCCAAGGGAACCUCGACUUUCCAGACUAUGCUACCAAGUACGACGAGUAUCCGGUGGUAGUGCCGAAGAGGGCGGCCCUCCUGCUUGAUCGACUAAUGGUCGCGCUGCAGAAGGUUGUCGAUAACCAAGACAGAGGAGAACUUGGUAGCGUUAGAUCCUUCGGGAGAUCUUCGGGACCUCAUCUGCCAUCCAGCGACUCGCAAAUUGUCCCAUCGGCAGACGAGGAAACCGUCAAGAUGGACCUUCAGCGACGCGGACAAUCGAAAGGACGGGUUUACUGGCGUUGCUACUUCAACGCUGUGACGUGCUUCAAGAGAAAGUGAUAACGAGCAGGCGUGUAACCAGCCUCAGCCUCGACUUCGAAACCCGACUCGACGACUUCGUAUCGCCUCGCCCAGCUCUGCCAGUCGCAACGUGGUCGAGAAUUCCUCGCGUGCUUUUCCGAUCUGAACACAAACAAAUAAAUCGCGAAGCCAAGACAAACUAGGCCCUAAUUCCAACUUGAUAAUUCUACCUUUCCUUACGAGUCGGGAUUACCCACUUGCCCUAACUCCCCUUCGUCUACCUCUCUAACGCUCUUCUCUUCCCUUACAAGCAUCGACGACUGGGAGAGCAAUGAAUAUACGAAUCACUGUGUCAAAUAUUUGUUUCCCUGACUUAUAAAGCGGUCGGCAUACCAGUACCCAUUAAAAGUGUAUACAUAAUCAAAGCGUAUCAAGCAAGACGAAACCUACUAUGGUCGUUCAAUUUAGUUCUAAAUUCAAGCGAUCCUUCAUCGAUAAAUACUAUCCUUGAUCGAUUUCCAUCCACUGUUUCCUAAAUUUCUCACCAACUCGCGUAGAAGGUAAUUCGGUCGUACUAAGGAUACGUUCCAUGAGACGAUAAGUGUAUCUAACAACCACGUGAAUACAUGCAGAUGUAACAAAAUAUCUACCGGUAUGAUACUUGUAUAUAAAUAGCAAGGAAUCAUUUUACAAUUUAAAAAUAUAAGUAAUCAAGGUUAGAUCUACAGAAUGAAGUACAUUGCGGGUAAUUAACUUUAAAAUUUUGCUCGCGUGGCAAGCUCUCUUUUCAACUAAAUUCAUCUCGUGGAAGGUACUACAUUAUCACG
Messenger RNA from Hylaeus anthracinus, 1588 nucleotides. RefSeq lists its product as uncharacterized. The record is from RefSeq and is a predicted model, not a curated record. Lineage: Eukaryota; Metazoa; Arthropoda; Insecta; Hymenoptera; Colletidae. The coding region runs from base 387 to 800 and encodes 137 amino acids. The transcript has 3 exons.